This is a messenger RNA of Entelurus aequoreus (snake pipefish), 2154 nucleotides long. RefSeq names its product ADP-ribosylation factor-like 8Ba (gene arl8ba). The transcript is spliced from 7 exons. NCBI's taxonomy places the organism in Eukaryota, Metazoa, Chordata, Actinopteri, Syngnathiformes, Syngnathidae. The record is from RefSeq and is a predicted model, not a curated record. Gene Ontology annotation, cellular component: lysosomal membrane. Gene Ontology annotation, molecular function: GTPase activity; GTP binding. Gene Ontology annotation, biological process: protein transport; anterograde axonal transport. Bases 90 to 650 code for a protein of 186 amino acids.
GUGGUCACAUGACUCCUCCUGUCUGAGCUUGGAAAAGCCUGACUCGAACAGCUGACAGGGAGGAGAGGCAGAAAGCGCACGGGUCCAAGAUGAUGGCACUAAUAAACCGGCUUCUAGACUGGUUCAAGUCUCUGUUUUGGAAGGAGGAGAUGGAGCUCACGCUGGUUGGCCUCCAGUACUCCGGAAAAACGACAUUUGUCAACGUGAUCGCUUCGGGUCAUUUUAGUGAAGACAUGAUCCCUACAGUUGGAUUCAAUAUGAGGAAGGUUGCCAAAGGAAAUGUCACCAUCAAGAUCUGGGAUAUUGGAGGUCAGCCGCGCUUUCGAAGCAUGUGGGAGCGCUACUGUCGGGGGGUUAACGCCAUCGUAUACAUGGUCGACGCUGCAGAUCGAGACAAGGUGGAGGCGUCAAGAAAUGAGCUUCAUAAUUUAUUAGACAAACCCCAGUUGCAAGGGAUUCCCGUUUUGGUGCUGGGAAACAAAAGAGACCUGCCCACUGCUUUAGAUGAAAAGCAGCUUAUUGAGAAAAUGAAUCUGGCAGCUAUUCAGGACAGAGAGAUAUGCUGCUACUCCAUUUCUUGCAAAGAAAAGGACAACAUCGAUAUCACUCUUCAAUGGCUUAUUCAGCACUCAAAGACGCGGAGGAGCUGAAAAGGAAGUGGUGCAGCUGUUUGCCACAUCAGAUGUGUGUUUAACUCGCACACUACGCACUCUUCAGCUUUUUAGUUGACACCCACAAACUCUGAGAAAGACCAAAAUGUCAUUCUGAGAUGUCAUUGUAAAGUUGUACUAUUUUUUUUAACGAUAUGUACUUGUGGCUUGGGAUGGUUAGUUGGGCUAAAUACUAAUGCAUUCUUUUGACUGUUUUGUUCAAAUUAUGUAUGUUGUUUUAGUCUGUAAUUAUGCAGCUAAGCAGGUGUGUACAAACACCAAGCUUGUAUGAUUCUUUUUUGACGACAAUGUGCGUGUGAAUAUGUGAUUCUAUUUAAGGUCUGAAUGAUCAGAGAGGACGGCUGCAGGGUUAUUUUGGAAGUCGCCUCCGUGCUGUGAGGGGCAGAAUUUCAAGUGCCUUGUGCGACGACUCUCCUCUCUCAAGCAAAGCGCUAGGUGUGCCUGCCUGUUAUGGGAAAAUAUACCAAUCACUACUCUUGAUUCAAAUAAAGGCUUGCUUUUUAAUACAUGCACUUUACAUUUUUAAAUGUUAUCCAGGCAAAAUCUUGGCAUUGUGCUUAGCUUCUCUGUGGAGACUGUAUUGUCCUGGUACUCUCAACUUCCUCCCACAUCCCAAAAACUCUCAAACCAACUGUCCAUACACUACUUUAUUUUACUUUCUGUUUACCUUAUUUUACUUUGUUUUAUCUUGUAUUUACCUUAUUUUAACCUCUUAUCUUAAUUUGAUCUUUUAUUUACCUUCCGAAUGGUUGUUUUGAGUAUGUGUCCACCUGCCUUGACUCACAUAUGAACUUGAAGUGCCAUCCCAUUCCUAACCCGUAGGGUUCAGUAUGAUGCCGGUCCACCUUUUGCAGCUAUUACAGCUUCAUGUCUUCUGGGAAGGCUGUCCACAAGGUUGUGGAGUGUGUUUAUAGGAUUUUUCCACCAUUCUUCCAAAAGCGCAUUGGUGAGGUCACACACUGAUGUUGGUCGAGAAGGCCUGGCUCUCAGUCUCCGUUCUAAUUCAUCCCAAAGGUGUUCUAUGGGGUUCAGGUCAGGACUCUGUGCAGGCCAGUCAAGUUCAUCCACACCAGACUCUGUCAUCCAUGUCUUUAUGGACCUUGCUUUGUGCACUGGUGCACAGUCAUGUUGGAAGAGGAAGGGGCCCGCUCCAAACUGUUCCCACAAGUUUGGGAGCAUGGACUUGAGAUAUGUGUAAUAUGUAAUAUAUAGAUAUAAACAUACCAACACAUUAUUUGCAAAAAUUAGGUAUGCACAUGUUGAAAUAUUUGCACAGAAAGUAAGAAUGACAAUUUUUGAGUUCAUUACAGUCUCAAUACAAUUUCAAUUCAUUAAAAAAAAAUUUAAUAAUUGGAGCAAAAUAUUUAUUUUUUUAAUAUAAAAGAGAAGUGUGACAUACUUCUCUUGUUGCAUUAUUUGUAUAUAAAUAUUCAAUAUUUUGAUAUAAUUCGUGUUUAAUUUUUAGUAUCUACAUAUUUAUUUU